AUGGCUCCGAGUCCCGCCGACAUGGAGAAUUGGUGGCUCACCGUCGGCAUUGACGCUUUGAGUCGGCUCGUCGACCGGCGUCGCCUCGCUCACAAACCGUGCGAGUGCGGCUACCUCCAGGCAAUCCAUCGAAAGCUUCGCGCCUUUGACAAUGACCCGGAGCUCGAAAAGAGCGCGCGGGCGCACAUGGCCACAAUCUGUAGAGCCAGCAAUACCCCUCCCCCCAUCACCGGGUUCAAUCCGCGCAGGACGAUGAACGAGGUCAUCCGUUCCAUCUUCCGUCACCUCGACCAUGGCGCCAUCGAGUUUUCUCGCGCUCUCCUUGGACUCGAACAUCUUGACCGAGUCGAGUUGCACCGCCUCCACCUGUUGGCAUUUACCCGCGCAGCCAUGUACGAUGGCGGUGCCGGCAGCCGAGUUCGCGUCGCCCAUGACCCUCGGCUCAUCGAGGAGCUUCACCGCCAGGCCAGCUUCCGAUACCGCCAGUUUUACAUGGGUUUUCGGGCUUGCAUUCUCGUCGACACCCUCUCGCCUCGUCGGCAAGUCAGGACGCCGGCCCAGGCCAUGGCCCGACUCAAUGCUCUCUUCCCCCCAUUCGCCAUUUCAGAGGCCUUCGGAGAUGGCCAUCUCAUCCCAUGCUCGAAUGGUCUACGUGACAGCCUCAGGUUCUCCAUCUACGAGCACUUAAUGGGCGAUGCCCCCCUUUCUGAUGCCCGUCAGCGGGCCGUCAGCAUCAAGGUCUUUGCCUGGUGUGACAUCCCCGGCUAUCCGCAGGCUUAG
Drechmeria coniospora is the source of this 780-nucleotide messenger RNA. RefSeq lists its product as uncharacterized. The coding region runs from base 1 to 780 and encodes 259 amino acids. The transcript is spliced from 2 exons. The record is from RefSeq and is a predicted model, not a curated record. Lineage: Eukaryota; Fungi; Ascomycota; Sordariomycetes; Hypocreales; Ophiocordycipitaceae.